AUCCAAGUAUCUUCCGACGUAGUCACAUCACCCAAUUUAAUUCUUCAAAAUGGUUGUGAAGUUCGUCGUAAUCCUCGCUCUGGCGGUAGCUGCCAACGCCAGCAACUUCAACAGCUUCGCGUACGACGUGGCCGACCCGUUCACCGGCGACUUCAAGAGCCAGGCGGAGACGCGCGUCGGCGACCGCGUGCGCGGCCAGUACUCGCUGCUGGAGUCCGACGGCACCAAGCGUACGGUGGACUACGCCGCCGGAGCAGAGGGCUUCAACGCGCAGGUCCGCAAAGACCCUGCCUUCAUCGCUGCCCCUGCCGUCUACUCAGCCGCCCCUGCCGUCUACUCCGCCGCCCCUGCCGUCUACUCGGCCGCCCCUAGCGUCUACUCCGCUGCCCCUGCCGUCUACUCUGCCGGCUUCGGCUACCCAGCGCUCCCCUACGCCAAGUUCGCCCCCUACGCCUACGCCAAGUACUUCUGAACACCGUUACCUGCUCCUAUUGAUAAUAAAACUCUAUGUUGUAAAUAUAUUGGUUCUGUAAAUAAAAGUUUAUGAA
Ostrinia furnacalis (Asian corn borer) is the source of this 548-nucleotide messenger RNA. RefSeq names its product larval/pupal rigid cuticle protein 66-like. Bases 50 to 472 code for a protein of 140 amino acids. Lineage: Eukaryota; Metazoa; Arthropoda; Insecta; Lepidoptera; Crambidae. The record is from RefSeq and is a predicted model, not a curated record. Gene Ontology annotation, cellular component: extracellular matrix. The transcript has 2 exons.